Musa acuminata AAA Group (dessert banana) is the source of this 1046-nucleotide messenger RNA. RefSeq names its product glycine-rich protein 2-like. Gene Ontology annotation, molecular function: zinc ion binding; nucleic acid binding. The record is from RefSeq and is a predicted model, not a curated record. Lineage: Eukaryota; Viridiplantae; Streptophyta; Magnoliopsida; Zingiberales; Musaceae. The transcript has a single exon. Bases 78 to 776 code for a protein of 232 amino acids.
AAAGGAAGAAGCUUUCCCUUCUUCUGUCUUAGGGUUAGGGUUCCUCCGUGGUGGCUGAGGUCGGAUCCUCCGCUCCGAUGGCGCAGCCGAGCGGCCGAUCGAGGGGGACGGUGAAGUGGUUCAACGACACCAAGGGGUUCGGCUUCAUCUCGCCGGACGACGGCGGGGAGGAUCUCUUCGUCCACCAGUCUUCCAUCAAGGCCGAGGGCUACCGCACCCUCGCCGAGGGCGAGGUCGUCGAGUUCAUGGUGGCCGAGGGCGACGACGGCCGCACCAAGGCGGUCGAUGUCACCGGGCCCGACGGAUCCAACGUCCAGGGUGGCGGCGGCGGCGGCGGCGGCGGCAGUGGCGGUGGAGGCCGGAGGGACGGGUACGGUGGUGGCCGCGGCGGCGGCAUGCGCGGCGGGGUUUACGGUGGAGGAUACGGGUUUAACGGUGGAGGUAGGGGAGGUGGUGGGAGGGGAAGGGCCAGCGGAGGGUUUGGUGGCGGUGGGGCUUGCUAUACUUGCGGUGAGACCGGGCAUCUUGCUAAGGACUGUUAUCAGGGUGGCGGCGGUGGCGGUGGCGGCGGCGGUGGCGGUGGCGGUGCUUGCUAUAACUGUGGUGAGAUGGGUCAUCUCGCCAGGGAUUGCUACCAGGGAGGCGGCGGCGGCGGCGGAGGCGGAGUCGGAGGCGGAGGCGGAAGGUACGGCGGGGGAGGCGGUGGUAGUGACCGCUCCUGUUACAACUGUGGCGAGAUGGGCCACUUCGCUAGGGAAUGCCCUGGCAAGAAUUGAGGGUGAAUCACUUGCAAGCUGCGCUUCUCUUUUCUCCUUUUUGGCCACCUAAUGUGAUAGUUAGCUUUUGUGCUGGGUUUAUGUUUUGCAUCUUUUUGUUCUCUCUGGAAUGGAUAUGGAUAUGUUUCGUUAUAUUUGGUCUCUGGUUUGAUUUUGAUGGGUUGUGGCUUAUUUUGGGUUCCUGAAACAAAAAGUAUGGACAGUGAAUACACUGUUUGUAGUUCUUUCAGCUUCUUAAUUUUCAGAUAUAUACAUUGUGUUUUUGCAUUA